Vitis vinifera (wine grape) is the source of this 2606-nucleotide messenger RNA. Its product is annotated as 3-oxoacyl-[acyl-carrier-protein] synthase II, chloroplastic. NCBI's taxonomy places the organism in Eukaryota, Viridiplantae, Streptophyta, Magnoliopsida, Vitales, Vitaceae. The record is from RefSeq and is a predicted model, not a curated record. Gene Ontology annotation, molecular function: 3-oxoacyl-[acyl-carrier-protein] synthase activity. The transcript has 13 exons. Bases 644 to 2338 code for a protein of 564 amino acids. Gene Ontology annotation, biological process: fatty acid biosynthetic process. Gene Ontology annotation, cellular component: chloroplast stroma.
ACAUAUUUGUGAUCAGAGAUCCAUCCAUUUGUAUUCUUGCAUAUUUUGUAUACUCACUCUCCAUCCUCCAUCUCACACCACUCAGAUUUGGUGAAAAUCCCAGGUGUUUCAAACUGCUUCACAUCCAUGAGCGCUUCGAUUCCCUUCUGCUCUUUCCCUCUGAUCCCAACUCCCGUAUCACCCCACUUCUUCUUUAUAUGAAAUCCACCCAUUUCCUCACUUCUCACUCCCUUCCUUCUUAAAUUUCCCAUCUGGGUCUUCGUGGUUUUUGUUUGUUUUUUUAGAUUCUGGCUGAAUUCGUGGUCUUUUCAAUAGCGAGUCUCCUCUACUUCAAUUGUAUUUCUCUGUAAAUUUUCCGUCUGGGUCUGUUUGGUUUGGUUGGUUUUGAUUGCAUUUCCUCUUAGUUCUUCCUGGGUUCUUGAUUCUCCGUCUGGGUCUGUUUAGUUUGGCUUGGGCUGUUUAAUGGCGACUCUCCUCUGCUUUGAUUGCGUUUCUCUGUGAAUUUUCUAUCUGGGUUUGCUUGGUUUGGGCUUUCAAGGCUUGCUGUAUUGGUUCUUCUCUGCUUUGAUUGUAUUUCUUGGUAAUUCUUGCUGGGUUGUCGAAUUAUUUAUCUGGGUCUGUUUGGUUUGGCUUGGGUUUUUCAAUGGCGGCUUCCUCUGUUGCGUCUCCUCUCUGUACGUGGCUUGUCGCAGCUUGCAUGUCAGUGGCAUGCGAGAAAGACCACCCUCUGAAAUCGUCAAUGUUUCAGACACCAAAGAGACUGAGUCGGUGGGCCAAACGAAGGCUACAAUGCAGCAAUGGUGGUGUUGAUUAUUUCUCAAGUGGCUGGAUUUCAUCUUUCUAUGGGUCCAGUAUCCACAAUCUGAUGAGCUCUUGUCUCGCUUUCGAGCCCUGCGAGGCCUAUUCCAGCUCCAAAGGGCUCUCCUCAUCUCUGGCCUUCUUUGGCGACAAUGGGUUCUCACUCUUCGGAUCCAAGCCCUCCCCAAUGAAUCACAGGCAAAGGCGCAUGAAUCGAGCUGCCCAUUCUGACAAAAAUAUGGCAGUGGCUGUGAAGCCUGCAGCAGAAGUCACAGCAAAGAAGAAACCUCUUACGAAGCAAAGGCGGGUUGUUGUGACAGGCAUGGGAGUUGUAACUCCAGUUGGUCAUGAUCUGGAUGUUUUCUACAAUAAUCUUCUUGAAGGUGUUAGUGGCAUAAGUGAGAUAGAGGCGUUUGACUGUGCUCAGUUUCCCACGAGAAUUGCUGGAGAAAUCAAGUCUUUCUCAACAGAUGGAUGGGUUGCGCCAAAACUUUCUAAGAGGGCAGACAAAUUUAUGCUUUAUAUGCUCACUGCAGGAAAGAAAGCACUGGCUGAUGGUGGUGUAACUGAAGAUGUCAUGAGCGAGUUAGACAAAGCUAGAUGUGGGGUUUUGAUAGGCUCUGCAAUGGGAGGAAUGAAGGUUUUUAAUGAUGCUAUUGAAGCCCUAAGGAUUUCAUAUAGGAAGAUGAACCCUUUCUGUGUGCCUUUUGCUACAACUAAUAUGGGCUCUGCUAUGCUUGCAAUGGAUUUGGGAUGGAUGGGCCCAAACUACUCAAUAUCUACAGCGUGUGCAACAAGCAAUUUCUGUAUACUUAAUGCAGCAAACCAUAUCAUCAGAGGUGAAACAGACAUGAUGCUUUGUGGUGGUUCUGAUGCAGCAAUUAUACCGAUAGGUUUGGGAGGUUUUGUGGCAUGCAGAGCUCUUUCACAGAGGAAUAGCGAUCCAGCAAAAGCUUCACGCCCAUGGGAUAUUAAUCGUGAUGGGUUUGUCAUGGGAGAGGGAGCUGGGGUCCUGCUGCUGGAAGAGCUAGAACAUGCAAAGAGAAGAGGUGCAAAUAUCUAUGCAGAGUUUUUGGGUGGAAGCUUCACUUGUGAUGCUUAUCACAUGACUGAACCUCAUCCAGAAGGGACAGGUGUGGUUCUUUGCAUAGAGAAGGCUUUAGCUCAAGCUGGGGUAGCUAGAGAAGAUGUCAAUUACAUAAAUGCACAUGCUACAUCAACCCCAUCUGGUGAUCUAAAAGAGUUCCAAGCUCUAAUUCGUUGUUUUGGCCAGAAUCCCAAGCUAAGAGUAAACUCAACUAAGUCCAUGAUUGGUCACCUACUAGGAGCUUCCGGUGCUGUAGAAGCUGUUGCAACAGUAAAGGCAAUACAAACUGGAUGGGUCCAUCCAAACAUCAAUCUUGAAAAUCCUGACCAAGGCGUGGACACAAAUUUGCUCGUGGGCUCUAAGAAGGAACGGUUGGACAUAAAGGUGGCUCUGUCUAACUCAUUUGGCUUUGGAGGACACAACUCAUCCAUCUUAUUUGCCCCAUACAAGUGAAGGCAAUGUGGUUGCGGCUUGUAGAGAUCCAUUGUAAUUCUGAGAGAGGAGCUAUGCCGACAUAUGGGUUACUAAGAUCACAGGCCAUAGACAGUUGCUGACCUCAUUUUUUUUCACUUGUUCUUCUUAGAUUUAACAUGAUAUUGAUAUAUACUAGCUGGUUUUCUUUACCGCAUUCAUAAAGAGUAAGAACAGGCGAGUAGUGGAAGCUGUAUAAACAUUCUCAAAUCUUGUAGGGAAUAUAUGCUAUACAUUUGACUGAGGUUCA